Molecule: messenger RNA, 874 nt
Organism: Leptopilina boulardi
Lineage: Eukaryota; Metazoa; Arthropoda; Insecta; Hymenoptera; Figitidae
Product: larval cuticle protein A2B-like
Exons: 2
Coding region: 145-729 (194 amino acids)
Cellular component (GO): extracellular matrix
Source: RefSeq, a predicted model, not a curated record
CGAUUAUAUUCUUUGCCUGCGGGAAUCAUCACCCAAUAUACUGGGGAGAGAACUCAUAUAAAAAGAGUUGCUCGUCACCGAGACAGCAUCAUUCGAUCUUCUCACAUCCUUCAGUUUAACAAAAGUUUACACACCGCAGCAGCCAUGGCAUUUAAGUUCCUUGCAUUUGUUGCGCUUGUAGCAACAGCGCGCGCUGGUUUUAUUGGCUCACCAGCUGCGAUUCAAUACGCUGCACCAGCGGUGGCAGCACCUGUUGCUAAAUUAGCUUACGCCGCUCAACCAGCGAUAUCAUAUGCCCCUCAACAAUUAGCGUACGCUGCGCCAGCGGCUCAUGUACAAGUAGCUCAUGCCGCUCCAGUUGCUCACACUUAUGCCGCAGCUCCAGUUGCAUACGCCGCUGCUCCAGUUGCCAAAGUUGUCAAAACAGUUGACACUGAAUACGAUCCAAAUCCUCAAUACAGUUACGCCUAUGAUGUUCAAGAUGCAUUGACCGGCGAUUCAAAAACACAACAGGAAUCACGUAAUGGAGAUGUCGUUCAUGGAAGUUAUUCUCUUCUCGAAUCAGAUGGUACACGUCGUGUUGUUGAAUAUACCGCCGAUGAUGUCAAUGGUUUCAAUGCUGUGGUCCAUAAAGAACCCGCUCAAGUUGCUGUGAAAACUGUUGCUGCUGCUCAUGCUGCACCUCUUGUCAAUGCACAUUACGCCGCCCCUGCUGCAUAUCAUUUGUAAAAAAAAAAGAAAAAUAAUACUUUCCCACAUUUACCAUAAGAAAUAAUAAUACUCUCAUCUUAGAUAUUUAAGCACAUAAUAUGUUUCUUCAUCUCAAAUAAGAAUCGAAUUGUUUUUGUAAAUAAAAAAUUUUGUAUGAAUGAAA